AUGCCGCGAGACCCCUUAAUCGGAUUAGUCGGAAAGCCGUCAAGUGGUAAAAGCACCACAUUAAACAGCUUGACCGAUGCCAGUUCCAAAGUUGGUUGCUUCACAACGAUAGACCCUCAGCGUGCCAUUGGCUACCUACAAAUCGAAUGCGCCUGCAAACGAUACAACCUGUCCGAUCGAUGUAAACCAAACUAUGGAGCCUGCGUUGAUGGACGGCGGUCGGUUCCUAUCGAGUUGCUGGACGUAGCUGGCUUGGUGCCAGGGGCACAUGAGGGAAAGGGUUUGGGGAACAAAUUCUUGGAUGAUUUACGACAUGCAGAUGCUCUGGUCCAUGUGGUAGACGUGUCGGGGACUACGGAUGCGGAAGGCAAAGCAACACGAGGCUACGACCCCUCGCAAGAUAUCGUCUGGCUACGCUCCGAGAUAGUACAAUGGAUACGCGGGAAUCUGAUGCAGAAAUGGGGCUCGAUAAGACGGCGGCACGUAGCUGUGAAAGCUACGGCCGUGGAGACUCUACAAGGGCAAUUCUCAGGAUACGGAUCUACGGCUACCGUGGUAGCCAGGACACUGGAUAGACUGGCGUUGAAGGAGCCCUUGGAGCAUUGGUCCGACGAGACUAUAGACAAAGUCGUCAACGCCUUCACGGACGAGAAAUUUCCCACGGUUAUCGCGCUUAACAAAAUCGACCAUGCGGACGCAGACAAGAACAUCAGCAAGAUCGCUAAGAUGCAGGACCCGAACUCGAUAGUCCUCUGCUCUGCAAUCUCAGAGGUAUUCUUGAGGAAGCUAGCAAAGCAGGGCUUCAUCAGGUAUACAGAAGGCAGCGAGUUUGUCGAUACUAGGGAAGAUUUGAUAGCAGACGGAGAUCCGGACGGUGGCGGGUUGAAGGAGCUCGACGAGAAACUCAAAAAUCGCAUAGAGAAUCUGAAGGAUAUGGUGCUGUACCGUUUUGGGUCUACGGGGGUUGUGCAAGUUCUCUCGCAGGCUGCAGAACUGCUGGGUUUGGUCCCGGUUUUUCCCGUAAGGAAUGUCAAUACAUUUGCUUCUGGUGCCUCGGGUUCGAAUGCUGUCUUUCGGGAUUGUGUGCUGGUGAAGAAGAAUACGACUGUUGCGGAGGUUGCGAGGAAGGUUAUGGGUGAUGCUCCUUUGGCUUAUGUCGAGGGCGCUGGUGGGGUGAGGGUUGCGGAGGAUGAUCUUGUUGCGGUUGGGAAGAACGAUAUUCUCUCAUUUAAAGUCGGCCGGGCAUGA
This is a messenger RNA of Hyaloscypha bicolor E, 1248 nucleotides long. RefSeq names its product P-loop containing nucleoside triphosphate hydrolase protein. The coding region runs from base 1 to 1248 and encodes 415 amino acids. Gene Ontology annotation, molecular function: ATP hydrolysis activity; GTP binding. The record is from RefSeq and is a predicted model, not a curated record. NCBI's taxonomy places the organism in Eukaryota, Fungi, Ascomycota, Leotiomycetes, Helotiales, Hyaloscyphaceae. The transcript has 3 exons. Gene Ontology annotation, cellular component: cytoplasm.